This is a messenger RNA of Aspergillus ochraceoroseus IBT 24754, 2265 nucleotides long. RefSeq names its product putative chitin synthase activator (Chs3). The record is from RefSeq and is a predicted model, not a curated record. NCBI's taxonomy places the organism in Eukaryota, Fungi, Ascomycota, Eurotiomycetes, Eurotiales, Aspergillaceae. Gene Ontology annotation, molecular function: protein binding. The transcript is spliced from 5 exons. Bases 1 to 2265 code for a protein of 754 amino acids.
AUGAAUCAACCACCACCACAGGGCCGUGGUCAGCCACGGCUGGGGGCUACAUGGUAUCCAGGGGGUCAAGAUGACUUUUACAUGCCUGAAGUCAUCUCCCCCUCCCCCCAAAGGGUUAUGCCCGAAGUCCCGGAGAAUAUGCAGGACAAUAUCGCUCAUCUGGAACAUGAGGCCCGCACCCCCCAUCGCGUCCAGCAAGGCCCCGUUCAGUAUGAUCGCUCGCAUUUCCCCGAGCGAACUUCUUCGGUGUCUGUAGUUCAGAGUCAACCUCUUCACUCCGGCUACGAAGCUACUCACUACGAACAGUCCGCUGCCGUGUACGACGACGCCAUGGACUCUCCCAACUUCUCGCCCUUCCCUGUCUUACGGAACCCGCCCCCAAAUGUCCCUCCUACUGAUCAACAACGAGAGGCGAAUUUGGAGAAGGCGCGUCUGCCGGUCUUGUCCUCCAACGACCCGGAGAUGCAGCUCGCCUGGGCUCAGGAUACCCUCGCGUACGUCGAGGUGGCCAUGCAGAAUGAGGCUCGUUUGUCCUUGAUCCAACCCCCGCGCCCGCAGACUCCUCGGGUCGAGCGGCAGCUGAGAAAUGAUGCGAUGAACGUCGUGAACUUCCUGGCCGACCAGUACCACCCCAAGGCUGAAUUCAUCAAGGGUAUGUGGUUGGAAUUUGGCAAGUUCGGAUACCGGGUGGAUAAGAAGGGGGCCUUCCGCGCUUAUUCGAGAGCUGCGGAGAAGGGCUAUGCAAGGGCGGAAUAUCGCAUCGGCAUGCAGUUUGAAAGCUCUGGGGAGCCGGACAAGGCCAUCAGACACUAUGAAAAGGGGGUUGCUCUGGCAGAUUCCGCGUCCUAUUAUCGCUUGGGUAUGAUGAUUCUCCUUGGUCAGCAUGGCCAGCGCCAGGAUUAUCGGACCGGUCUCGAAUAUAUCAGUCUCGCGGCGCAAUCCUGCGAUGAAAAUGCGCCCCAAGGAGCUUACGUUUACGGCAUGCUUCUGGCACGCGAACUCCCCCAAGUCAGUGUCCCCGAAAGCUAUCUCCCUCUCGAUCUCAACGCCGCUCGCGUGAACAUUGAAAAAGCCGCGUAUCACGGGUUCGCCAAGGCACAGGUUAAGAUGGGGGCGGCAUAUGAGCUGUGCCAGCUUGGCUGUGACUUCAAUCCCGCGCUGUCCCUGCAUUACAAUGCGCUUGCGGCACGUCAGGGCGAGCCCGAGGCCGAGAUGGCUAUCAGUAAAUGGUUCCUUUGCGGCCACGAAGGAGUCUUCGAGAAGAAUGACGAAUUCGCCUUCAUUUACGCGCAGCGCGCCGCCCAGAGUGGGUUCCCUACGGCCGAGUUCGCCCUGGGAUACUUCUACGAAGUCGGAAUCUUUGUCCCAACCGACAUCAAAGAGGCCAAGAGCUGGUACGCGAAAGCAGCCGCCAGCGGAAAUAAGGAUGCCACGAGCCGAAUCGACAGCAUCUCCCGUUCAAAGACGCUAUCCCGCAGAGACCACGAGCAGGUGGCGAUUGCACGGAUCAAGUCCCGGUAUGGAUCCCACCAAGGAGGCGAACCCGACGCAAUGUCACCCGUUCAAGAGAACCUGGAGAUGCCGGACCCCUCGAGGAUCAGCCUCUCAGACAACCCCCAAUCGGCCGCUCCAUACCCUGACCGACAACCAAUGCCCCACGGCCGGCCUGGGUACCCCCCGUCGGGUUACGGAAUGCCCGAGCAUCGUCCCAGCUCGGCCUUUGGCAUUAAUCCGAACAUUCGCUCUGAUGCCCCUCAAUACAACCGUGCGGCGUCUUAUGGACCCGGACAGAUGGGUUACCGUCCCGGCCCAGGAGGUCCUCCGGGAGGUCCUCCCGGCGGGCCCCCAACCAGCGGUCCACCACACUCCGCACCAGGCACGCCCAAACUCGACAUUGGAUACUCUGCGCCUCUUGACCCCCAGAAGGACAUGCGGAGACGCCCCCAGCGCCUUGAAAAUGUUCCAGACCGAAAGCCCGCCCGCACCCCGGUUGGCGGCCAUCCUCAUGGCAGCGGCGGCGGCGGCCCGGUGGGCUCCCCCCGACAUUCCCCUCAGUCAGCCAAUUUCCCCCCGCGCAGUGAAUCUAUUCCAUCUUCCAGUGCAUCGUCGACGACCCCGAAACCCUCUGCACCCUCCACGGCGCCUGCUGCGGCUCAGAAGCCCGCCGCUGCCGCGAAGCCCGGCUUACCAGGCAAGGGUCCUAAGACCUUUGAGGAGAUGGGAGUUCCAGCUGCCCAGAAGGACAGUGAUUGCAUUGUCAUGUGA